Caenorhabditis bovis is the source of this 1125-nucleotide messenger RNA. Lineage: Eukaryota; Metazoa; Nematoda; Chromadorea; Rhabditida; Rhabditidae. The record is from the annotation of a GenBank genome assembly.
AUGUAUCGAGCACCGCUUGACGCUAAAAAGGUGGCGCAAGAAGCAGUUGAUGCCGUCCGAGAAACGACGAAUGCUCCGUUGGCUCAAUGUCAUGAAGCUGUUUUGGAAGUCUUGAGACUGCUCAGUCCGCACAUUGACAACACCGCAUUUUCCACAAUUAAUCAAGAAGUGUUGGAGUAUGAGCCGAACAUUGACAACUGCUAUGAUUUAAGGACAUUGAGCUCGAUUUGCGAAACUCUUUAUGAAAUUUUUAUGGAAAAACAGGAGCUCAGCUAUUCGUCUAGUCAAAACGAUGGAGAUUUGUGUAAAGGAUUGGAAAUUUUUUGUGAUAUCACCCGAAAAACCGACCCGAGAAUUCCGUUGAAAAUCGUGUCGGCUAUGGAUUUUGAUUGGAUUUCGCAACUACUUACUGUUUUGCAAAUGGACCAGGAUACUCACGUGAGAUUAGCUUCAAUAGAAGCAAUAACUGCUUUACUACCAUGUUCGGAAACUAUUCAACAAAUGCUUAUCGAGUCAAGAUUACCCAUUAUUCUAGUCGAUAUUACGUCGUUGCCAUUCAACAUCGAAGAAAAUUCGCCAUCUGAAAUUUCGCCGUUCAAACGAUUGCAGAUCAAUGCGCUGAAGUUGCUUUCGAAAUUGUAUACAACGAAUAUUCCGCCGACGCUGGAUCAUUUAAAUUAUCUCAAUAGCGAAUAUUUCGCGCGACUUUUCCAGUCGUUGAAGUUUUUUGAUGGAACCGACGUUUUUGAACUUUGCGUCAAUUUGAUAUAUGUUCUCGACGAGACCUCGCUUUCUUUUUCGGCGGUUACGGAUCCAAUUAUUAAUGAUCCGAUCGCGUGCACAGAUUUCGGUCAUGUCGUUAUUAGCGAGAUUAAUCAGAAGGUGACAAAACGCCGACUCCAUUUUUUGGAACAGAUUAUCAAUCUUGGAAAGAAUGUUCUCGAAGAUAUGUUCUAUAGUAACGAUUUGGGAGUUUUAGCGAGGGUCUUGGCACGAGAAUGCUUGAAUCAAGAAGAACAAUCGAAUCGCCGACUUUGCUCUACUUGCCUUCGAAAAUUAGUCGAAUUGGAUAUCACUGGAAUUGCCGAUGACAGUUUAGUAACAGAAGCAUUGGAACAAAAUUAA